Molecule: messenger RNA, 1023 nt
Organism: Rotaria socialis
Lineage: Eukaryota; Metazoa; Rotifera; Eurotatoria; Philodinida; Philodinidae
Source: the annotation of a GenBank genome assembly
AUGCCAUUUAAUAGGCAUAAUAAAUAUAAGCCAUCGGAUGGAUUUAAAAACAAUAUUAUAAGGAAGAUUCAGCAAUAUCUUGGCUUUCAAGUACAAAAAUAUGAAAAAGAAGAUUACGGCAACAUAAUUCAAUCAGAAUUUGAAGAAGAAUAUAAAUCAAUAGUCAUUCUACUAAUCAAGAUAGAAGAAGAAGGAUGUUCUAGUCAAAAUAACUAUUCACAUCUUACAUUCGAACAGCAAAGAGACAAAUCAGCAGAAGAUAUGAAAGAUUAUGCCACUCGUAAAAUCUUAACAAAAUUACAAACACUUCGUCAAAAACGAAUUAAAAAUCACUCGAAAGUUGAAGAAUCAGCCAAUAUAAAUAAUGAAGAUUGGAUCAAGUGUAAACCUAAAGAUGAUAAAAUUGCAAAACAUAUUUGGAAAACAUGGUGUAAAGAGCGAACACAAAGUCCUCGAGCCGGCACAAUUUUUGUUCAUCUUAGCGAAUCGGAUGGCAUAAAGGUUCUGCUUAUAAAAUAUAACAAAAAUAAUUGUAUUAUAUAUGGUUUUCCGAAAGGGAAAAUAGAAUUUGGUGAGACCAUUGAAAAAUGUGCAUCUCGCGAAACAUCCGAAGAGAUUGGUGUGAAUGCAAAAGAUGUAUAUAAUUAUAUAAAAAAUAGUGUUCCUAUUAAAAAACUAGUCUUCGAUGAUAUCACUGGUUCACUGAAAGAACACUAUUAUUUUUUGGUUCAGGUUCGCUCGACAGAUAUAAGUUUCAAAUUAAACGAAAAUGAAGUAACUGAUGUUGAAUGGCGCAGUGUUUAUCGUUUGCCAAGCAGUUUACAUUGUGAUGUAGUAAAUUUGAUUGAUUCUGCUGAUCUUUCAAAAGAAUCAAAUUAUUUUAUGGUUAUUUGCAAUUACAAGAGUACAGAUAAUACAUCACUUGUAGAGGAUAUUAUUAAAAAGGUGGAUGAGAUACAUGGAAAUCAAAAUGCUUACGAAAUUUACAAAAGAACUCAUCGGACCUGUUGUUACAAUAGUUAA